AAGAUGCUGGCUCACCGCGCCGUCGAUUAAUUAAAUCAAAUCAGCUUAUAUAUAGGUGGCAGCCGAAAAAUGUAGUCUUUGAGGUCCUAAGAUGGCAGCCACCGGCGCCGGCACCACGCCGAGCACUGUUCUGACCAUGAAGCUGCUCGUGGACUCCAGGCCGCUGCGCCGGCGCGUUGUGUUCGCGGAGGCUGGCAAAGACACAGUCGACUUCCUCUUCUCCCUCCUUGCCAUGCCGGCCGGCACGGCGGUGAAGCUGCUGGGGAAGGAAUCCAUGGCCGGCUGCAUGGGGAACCUCUACGGCAGCGGCGAGAAGCUCGACGACGCCUACGUCCACCCCGACGCGGCCAACAAGGACGCGGUCCUCUGCGCCACCGUGCCGACGUCCCCUGCGGCGGCGGGGCCCAACAGCUCCCUCCUCUUCCGCCUGCCGCCGGAGCCUACACCGGUUCCGGCCCCGGCACCGAGGAGGCUCUUCGUCUGCGGCAGCAACUACAACAACUGCCGCGGCUACGUGACGGAGGUGAGAGGCACUCGCUGCCCGAACUGCUCCAACCAGAUCACCGCGGACGCCAAGCUCGUUGGGUUGCCGCCGGCGCCGCCGCCACCGGUGCCUGCCCGAGAAGCGACGAGGAGAGGGUUCGUGCAGGGCGGCGCCGUGACGUACACGGUGACGGACGACCUGGUGAUCUCGCCCAUGUCGAACGUCUCCAGCAUCGCGCUGCUCAACGCCUGUGCCGUGAGGGAUCUCGGGGCGCUCCAGGAAAGGACCGUGCAGAUCGGGGUUUGGAGAUUCUCAGAGCCUCGCUGCAGUCCAAGACUGUGCUGACUGAUGUUUUCCUUGGCAAGAAGCCGCCUUCAAUGAACAACGGCCGGAGUACCACCUUGAGCAGCGGAAGAAGACAUGAGUCUCUAACCUGGCGUGCGUGAGCAGCUACAAGUCUCGACUCUUGAUGUGGCGUGAUAAGCUUUCCUUGGGUUGCCUCGUCGUGUAAUUUGUGGGUGCACGCAGUAGUGCUGUACAUGGAUGUUUGUUAGAUCGAGCUAGUACAGCCAUGUUCUUAUAUAUAUCGAUGAUCACAAGUAUAAGUCAAACGAGUACGCUUAAGGGAAUAAUUAAUAUCAUAAACUAUUAUUGCUUGCCCA
Molecule: messenger RNA, 1146 nt
Organism: Panicum hallii
Lineage: Eukaryota; Viridiplantae; Streptophyta; Magnoliopsida; Poales; Poaceae
Exons: 2
Coding region: 92-829 (245 amino acids)
Source: RefSeq, a predicted model, not a curated record